GAAGAACAAGAAGAAGGAGAAGUAGAACAAGGAGAAAGGAGGAGAGUGACACGGAGAGGAAGAAGAAGAAAAGGGGAAAAGAGAAGAAAAGGAAGAAGAUCGCUGCCUUUUCUUUCCAAGCACCGCGCGUUCAGCUCUCUCCAGCACGCGGGCGGAGACCAAGAUGAUCGGACAGCUCGUGUGCCUGCUCGGCUUGCUCAUCAGCAGCAGUGAAGGUGUCCUCCAGGUGUCCAUCUCUCUGAAGAAGGUAGAACUGAGUGUGGGAGAGUCCAAGUUCUUCACCUGUACAGCAAUUGGAGAGCCAGUGAGUCUGGAGUGGUAUAAUCCUCAGGGUGAGCGUAUGGUGCCAUCUUCACGUGUUGCUCUGCACAAUGAAGGCGUGCGCUCCAGGCUCACUCUCUAUAACGCCAACGUUGAGGAUGCCGGCAUCUACCGCUGCCAGGCUACUGACGCACAGGGACAGACACAGGAGGCGACCGUAGUGCUGGAGAUCUACCAGAAGCUAACCUUCAGGGACGUGCCGUCACCUCAGGAGUUUCGUCAGGGUGAUGUGGCUGAAGUGGUGUGUGAUGUCACCAGCUCUCCAGUGCCAGUGGUUGCGUGGUACUACAACAACAUGGAGAUCACUGAAGACACAGAGAAGUUCCAGCUCCUGCCUAACAACAACCUGCAGGUCCAGCGAGUUACUAAAGCAGACGAGGGUGUGUACCGCUGUGAGGCCAGAGUGGAAGCCAGGGGUGAGAUUGACUUCAGGGACAUCAUCCUGGUAGUCAAUGUUCCACCAGUGUUGUCUGUGCCUCAGCAGUCCUUCAAUGCAACAGCAGAUUACGGCGAAUCUGUGACGUUUACUUGCAGAGCUUAUGGCUCUCCUGAACCGGAUGUUACCUGGCACAGGAAGGGAGUGGAGCUCCAGGAGUCAGAACAGUACAUAAUGAGGGCACGAGGUACCACUCUUACCAUCCGGAACAUUAAACAAGACGAUGGCGGCUCCUACACCUGCAAAGCCUCUAACAAGGCAGGCGAAAUGCAGCAGGAGAUCUUUCUGAAAGUAUUUGUCCAGCCCCACAUCACUAAGCUGAGGAACGUGACAGCAGUGGAAGGCAGUGCUGCUAUGAUCUCCUGUAAGGCUGAGGGUGAACCACUUCCUGAGAUUUCCUGGAGGAGAGCCAGUGAUGGACACAGCUUUUCAGAUGGAGACAAGAGUCCAGACGGGCGUGUGGAGGUGCGUGGGCGUCAUGGUGAGUCCAUGCUGACCAUCGUGGGCGUGGGGCUGUCUGAUUGGGGCCGUUUUGACUGUGAGGCUCUCAGCAGGAUUGGAGGACAUCAGAAGAGCAUGUUCCUGGAUAUUGAGUAUGCACCUAAGUUCCAGACCAAUCACACUAUCUUUUUCUCAUGGGAGGGAAAUCCGGUCAACAUCAGCUGUGACGUCAUGUCCAACCCACCGGCUACCAUGCUGUGGAGACGGGAGAAGCUGACCAUUCCCACAGAAGGCACGGCCAACAUGCGCGUGCAUAACGCCCCCGGCAGGUCCCUACUGGAGGUCACUCCCACGUCAGACCGGGAUUUUGGCCGCUACAACUGUACAGCCAGGAAUAACAUUGGCAUGCGCUUCCAAGAGUUCAUCUUGGCUCAGGCAGACGUUCCCUCAAAUCCCUACUCUGUGCGCCUCAGCUCUGUGGCCCAGCGCACAGCUACAGUUACCUUCAUGAAGCCAGACUCCCAUGGUGGCGUUCCCAUUGACCAUUACCUGGUCAGAUACAAAGACAUCAGUUCACACGACUGGAGGGACGUCAAAUCACAUGGAACACAGACGGUAGUGCUGCUCACUAACCUUGAGCCCAACACUACUUACGAGGUACGAGUGGCAGCCGUGAAUGGAAAAGGCCAAGGCGAGUUCAGCCGCACAGAGAGCUUUCAGACGCUGCCCAUCCGAGAGCCAAGUCCUCCUUCAGUGCAAGGCCAGCGAGGAGUGGGGAAGGCCUACAGGCUUGGCUUGGUCAAACAGGAUGAUGGAGGAAUGCCAAUCCUGGAGUACAUCGUAAAAUACAAAACAGAUAAAGAGGAACAGUGGAUGACUAAGCUGGUUCCUGGCAUGAAUGACUUUGUGCUGCUGCAGCCUCUCCAGUGGAACACACAGUAUGAAGUGGAGAUCACCGCCCGCAAUGUCAAAGGCCUGUCUGAGCCCACCUUUGUCAAAUUCUCCAUGCCACAGAAACCAGAUAUCACAGCAGACUCCCUGUUCAGCGAGCUGGGUUUGGGGGCAGUGGUGGGCCUGGGCCUGGCUGGCCUGCUGCUGCUGCUGGUGCUGGUGGACGUCAGCUGCUUCUUCUUGCGCCAGUGCGGCCUGCUGAUGUGCAUCACCCGCAAGCUCUGCAGCAAGAAGACCGCCACCAGUGGCAAGAGCAAAGAGCUGGAGGAGGGCAAGGCUGCAUACCUGAAACUGCCACUGAAAGAGGAGAAUGGCAAAGAGUCGCUCAAACCGGACACGAUUGAGAUCAAAGUUCACGGUGACAACAGCCUACACACGACGCAGGAGGACAGCAAAGCAUAAUGAAGGCGCUGCCGUGCACUGAAGGGAACACGCGCUGCGAGCUACCCCGACCAAAACCAAGCAAGCUAAUGAGAAUACAAACACGAACACGGCCAAUGCAGAAGUCCCUUGUUAGAGAACAAUUGCCAGGGGUAUCUGAAGAGAAACUGUGUACAUAAGGAGAAAAAAAAG
Messenger RNA from Colossoma macropomum (tambaqui), 2722 nucleotides. RefSeq names its product neural cell adhesion molecule 2 (gene ncam2b). Gene Ontology annotation, biological process: cell adhesion. The transcript is spliced from 17 exons. Gene Ontology annotation, molecular function: protein binding. The coding region runs from base 164 to 2551 and encodes 795 amino acids. NCBI's taxonomy places the organism in Eukaryota, Metazoa, Chordata, Actinopteri, Characiformes, Serrasalmidae. Gene Ontology annotation, cellular component: membrane. The record is from RefSeq and is a predicted model, not a curated record.